AUGCCCAACACAAAAGCAAUUUUCAGCAACAUUUCAAAAGGCUUCAGAGAUGGAAUGAAUUUACCUCUAGCAAUUGAUAUAUUCGCAAAAAGUAAAACACUAAAGCCAUUAUUUGCUCAAUGCUUUGUUUUGAAUGGAUGCUUGUUUGUAGGAAGUAUAAUAUUCUUUGAUUAUAUCGCAACACCAUUGUUUAAUUCAUCAACGGCUUCGGAAUCAAACGGAAAUGGUCUAGAGCAAAAUGCAAUGAAUACAGAUUAUUUAUCAUUUAUUUUAGGGUUAUUAUUUGCUAGUUUAAAGAAUUUAUUUUGGAUAUGGCCACUAUACACAGUCAGUUUUAUCUUAUCAGCUGCUUGGUAUGAUGAUAUUGCGGAACAUGUUGCUAAGAAGACUUCUUUGCAUAAGAGGGCUUCAUCUCAAUCAAGUAGUUCAAAUAGUUUAGAUUUUAGAAGUAAUAUCAUUAAGAAAAUAACUGAUCUAAUUUAUAGACCAAUCAUAUUCUUUAUUUUCCUUCUGCAAGCUUCAUUGGUGUCUGUGGUUCCAAUAUUUGGAACCAUUACUAGCUUUGUUCUGUACAGUUGGUUAUAUGCAUUCUAUGCUUUUGAAUAUGUGUGGUCCUAUAAGGGCUACUCAUUGGAGAGAAGGAUCAAAUACUUUGAGGAGCGUUGGGGAUACAUGUUAGCGUUUGGAGCUCCAAAUGCAUUUCUGUCGAACUACUUUCCCUUCUUUUUAUCAUCAGGAGUAUGGGCCAUGCUCUUUCCCAUGUUUAUUGUACUCGCAAUGGUCAGUAAGCCACCAUCAAGCAGUGAAGUGGAGAGCGAAGAUCUCAAACCCCCAAGAAUAUUUUCAUACACCAUCAAAGCAUCCAGCAUUUUACUGAACAAUCUUAAAAAUUUGGUGCAGAGCAAUUCCAGCACCCAAGAGAAAUCCGAAGAACACAAUGUAAAUUAA
Messenger RNA from Naegleria fowleri, 948 nucleotides. RefSeq lists its product as uncharacterized. The record is from RefSeq and is a predicted model, not a curated record. Bases 1 to 948 code for a protein of 315 amino acids. Gene Ontology annotation, biological process: macroautophagy. Gene Ontology annotation, cellular component: endoplasmic reticulum. NCBI's taxonomy places the organism in Eukaryota, Heterolobosea, Eutetramitea, Acrasida, Naegleriidae. The transcript is spliced from 3 exons.